Molecule: messenger RNA, 3396 nt
Organism: Ceratotherium simum simum (southern white rhinoceros)
Lineage: Eukaryota; Metazoa; Chordata; Mammalia; Perissodactyla; Rhinocerotidae
Source: RefSeq, a predicted model, not a curated record
UCCUUUCAGGGACGGUUGACCUUCAGAGAUGUGGCCAUAGAAUUCUCUCAGGAGGAGUGGGAAUGCCUGGACCCUGCUCAGAGGGCCUUGUACAGGGAUGUGAUGUUGGAGAACUACAGGAACCUGCUCUCCGUGGGUGAGGAUAACUUCCCUUCUGAAGUUGGAAACCUUUCUGCUAGAUUUGCAAUAAAGGGAUUAUCACCAAGAGAGGACAUUGAUAAAGGAGAAUUCUACCAUUUAAUGUUAUUGGAAAGCAAUGGAAGGCAUAGCAUCAACAAUUUUGACCUCAAGGAAGUCUGGGAAAACAUACAUGAGCAUCAGAAUGAAUGGGGAUAUGAUGCAAGAAAUUACAAAGGAAUGCCUUUGACUCAUGACAAAAAUCCAACUUAUAGAAUAGAUUGGCCACGUGAUAAAUCUUCAAUUAAUUUUCUACAAAAGCAGAAUGUUUCUGUAAAAGAUAAUACAUACCAAUAUUUCAUGCAUGAUGAACUAUUUAUAAGGAAUUUGUUGAAACUGAAAAAUCACAUAAGCAAUGCUGGAAACAAGUAUAUAAAGUGUUUGGAAACUAGAACUGAAUUAAGUUGGCAGGCACACCAGGCUGAACUGCAGAGAUUUCAAACUGAGGAGAAAAUUGAUGAAUGCAGAGAAGUUGAGAAGUCUGUCAACAAUGGUUCCUCACUUUCACCACUUCAAAGAAUUCCUCCUAGUGUCAAAAACAUUUGUAAUAAAUAUAGCAAGGUUUUUAAAUAUCCUUUUUUACCUGCACAGUAUGGGAGAACACACAUUAGAGAAAAAUCUUACGAAUAUAAUGAGGGUGGGAAGCCUUUUAGCAAACGAUUAAACCUCAUGAGUCAUGAGAGAAUUCCUUCUGGACCGAGACCUUACAAAGGUAAUGAGUGUGCCAAAGCUUUUAAUCAGUGCUUGAAACUUGCUACACAUCAGCAAGUCCAUACAGGAGAGAAACCAUAUAAAUUUGAUGUAGGUUGCAAAGCCUUUCAUCAAAAAUCAAACCUUGCAAGACAUCAGAGAAUGGAUACUGGAGAGAAAUCUUACAAAUGUAAUGAAUGUGGCAUAGCCUUUGCUGAGCAUUCAGGCCUUACUCAGCAUAAGAAAAUCCAUACUGGAGAGAAACCUUACAAAUGCAAUGAGUGUGGCAAAGCUUUUAUGGAGGGUUCACAUCUUACUCGACAUCAGAAAAUCCAUACUGGAGAGAAACCUUACCAGUGUAAUGAAUGUGGCAAGGUCUUUAGUCAAAAGUCAUGCCUUAUAAUUCACCAGAGAAUUCAUACUGGUGAGAAACCUUACAAAUGUAAUGAAUGUGGCAAAGCCUUUGCUUGGCAUUCAAGUCUUACUUGGCAUAAAGGAAUACAUACUGGAGGCAAACCAUACAAAUGUAAUGAGUGUGGCAAAGCCUUUACAGAGAGUUCAUAUCUUACUCAACAUCAGAAAGUCCAUACUGGAGAGAAACCUUACAAAUGUAAUGUGUGUGGCAAAGCCUUUAGAGAGUGUUUAUCUCUUACUCGACAUGAGAAAAUCCAUACUGGAGAGAAACCUUACAAAUGUAAUGUGUGUGGAAAAGCCUUUACAGAGCGUUUAUAUCUUACUCGACAUAAGAAAAUCCAUACUGGAGAGAAACCUUACAAAUGUAAUGAAUGUGCCAAGGUCUUUAGUCGAAAGUCAUGCCUUGCAGUUCACCAGAGAAUUCAUACUGGUGAGAAACCUUACAAAUGUAAUGAAUGUGGCAAAGCCUUUGCUGGGCAUUCAAGCCUUGCUCGGCAUGAAAGAAUCCAUACUGGAGGGAAACCAUACAAAUGCAGUGAGUGUGGCAAAGCCUUUAGAGAGCAUUCAUAUCUUACUCGACAUCAGAAAGUCCAUACUGGAGAGAAACCUUACAAAUGUAAUGUGUGUGGCAAAGCCUUUAGAGAGCAUUUAUAUCUUACUCAACAUAAGAAAAUUCAUACUGGAGAGAAACCUUACAAAUGUAAUGAAUGUGCCAAGGUUUUUAGUCGAAAGUCAUGGCUUGCAAUUCACCAAAGAAUUCAUACCGGUGAGAAACCCUACAAGUGUAAUGAAUGUGGCAAAGCCUUUGCUGAGCAUUCAAGUUUUAGUCAGCAUAAGAGAAUCCAUACUGGAGAGAAACCUUAUGAAUGUAAUCAGUGUAACAAAUCUUUUACCCGAUUUGCAGGCCUUAGAAGACAUGAGAAAAUCCAUACUGGAGAGAAACCUUACAAAUGCAGUGAUGGCAGAGCUUUUGCCCAAAUUUCAAGCUUUACUAGGCAUCAGAAAAUACAUACUGAUAAGAAACAUUAUAAACUUAGUGGAAGUGGCAGUGGGUUUAUUCAAAGGUCAAGCUUUGAGGAUCAUCAGAAAAUUCAUGGUAGAAUAAAAGCUUACAAAUAUGAUUGAGAUAAGACUUAUGCAAGUGUUCAAGCCUUACUCUACAUCAGAGACUCCAUUGUGGAGAGAAACCAUAUACUAUUAAUACAUAUGCCAAAGCUGGUAACCAGGGCUCACACCUCACUAGGUAUCAGAAUAUACAUCUUUGAAAUCACACAGAUGUAACGUGUGGUAAGGUGUAUCCACAGUUUAAGCCUUGUGGACCAUAAGAGAAUUCUUACAAGAGAACUCUUGUAAAUGUAAUGAGUGUGAUCAGCUUUGUCAAAAAAGUACAACUUUGUGGUCAUGCAAGAAUUUGUAUAAGAUGGAAACCAUACAAAUGUGUAGAGGUGUUUAAGCAAUGACCACGUGAUACACCAAAGCGUUCAUACUUGACAGAACUAUUACACAUAUAAGGAAGCUGAUAAAUUGUUUAACCAGUUCUCUCAGUGGACUGCACAUAAGAAUAUUCAUAUUAGAGAGAACUAAGUCUAUUACUUUUGAAGAUUAACCAAUCUCAGAUGUUAAAUUCCACAGAGAAUUAAAAGUUAAAUUUAUUUAUGAUUCAUGAGAUGAUGUGUGUCUGUGGAACAAGGAUAUCUGUGAAAAGGUCUACCUUCAGUUUAAAAAAUGUUUUAAUUGAAUUAUUUGAGGUUUCCUAAAAAGACUACAUUAUUAUUGAUGAGUUACAACCUCAUUUGAGAUCUGUUGAUGUUAUACUUUAAUUAUAUGCUUUUCAUUUGUCACCAUGAUGAUCUCAGAGAAAGAAUUGGUAGUAAGAUGGACAUACUUCAUUAGGUUGGGUUUAUUCAUAUCCAUGGAACCUGGAAGAACUAUGACACUAAUUUUAAGAUGUAAUAUGGUAUAAAUUGGAGAGCAUGGGGAGUGGCAGACGAUAGAUGUAAAAUUGUUAUCUAAAUUAUCAUGCUUUCUGUGGCCUCAGCCCCUUCUGUAGCUUUGUUGCUAUGACUGUAGGCCUUUGUUGAUGAUUAUAGGAAAGGAUUGCUCCACCAGAUGACC